AUGAGGCCGCUCACAGACACAGAGACGAAAACGCUCUUCACCAAGCUUUCGCACUACAUCGGAUCCAACAUCGUUCACUUGGUGGAUAAGCCUGAUGACCCGCAUGUAUUCAGGUUGCACAGGGAUAGGGUGUAUUACGCUAGCGAGGUGAGUUGGGCGAGUUCCAAUCGAUGGAGAACACAGCCGAAGCCUUGCAAGCCUGCGUGGUGGGGAUCUGAUCGAAGGGAGGAGAAGUUCAGCUGGAAAGAACACUGGGUCAAGUGAUGUCGAGCGCUCUCGUCCGAAACCCUUACAUGGGAUUCAUCACUUUGCGCUACUUAUUGCGACGGACAGGCUUGCAUGAAAGCGGCUACCUCUAUCGCUAGACCCAAUUUGAUAUCUCUAGGCACUUGCUUUGGCAAGUUCAGCAAGACUGGCAAGUUCAGACUGCAUAUCACCGCUCUGGAUCAUCUCACUCAGUACGCCAAGUACAAGGUGAGCUUUCCAUGUGCGAGGUUCUGGCGGAGGACUAAUAGUGGCUCACAUGCGUUCACAUGGUUGGGAUGUUGCAGGUGUGGAUCAAACCGAACGGAGAGCUGCCGUUCCUUUACGGAAAUCAUGUGGUCAAGGCGCACUUGGGUAGAAUCACGGAUGAUACACCCGAGCAUGCAGGAGUUGUAGUGCUGAGCAUGAGCGGGAUGGCGUUGGUGAGUGUUUUGUGCGCAACAAGAUGCGAAAGUCGGCUGUAUGCAUCUUCGCCUGGCGUAGGAACCAAGACUGAUCCGCUUUCAUCUCAUCCCCACUCAGGGCUUUGGAGUGACGGCCAGAUCGACGCUCGACACGCGCAAGAUGGAUCCUACCAGUAUCAUCGUUUUCCACCAAUCGUAAGUUUCGCUCUGCCGGCGCAGCUUCCACGCGCUGGCUCCUCUCCCUUACAGAUGGGCGCUGACACGCUCGCUUAUGGUUGCCACUGCAAUCAGCGAUUCUGGUGAAUAUCUUCGAGAUGAAGAUACGCUCUUCUAG
Molecule: messenger RNA, 1002 nt
Organism: Ceraceosorus bombacis
Lineage: Eukaryota; Fungi; Basidiomycota; Exobasidiomycetes; Ceraceosorales; Ceraceosoraceae
Source: the annotation of a GenBank genome assembly